Messenger RNA from Prunus armeniaca (apricot), 423 nucleotides. The record is from the annotation of a GenBank genome assembly. Lineage: Eukaryota; Viridiplantae; Streptophyta; Magnoliopsida; Rosales; Rosaceae.
AUGUCUGAUUUUUAUGAGGACAAGAAAGAUCACGUGGAUGAGGAUGACGAAAAGUUUCAAAAUUUAGGGAAGAAGAUUUUUGAGGAGGAAUACCCGACAAAGUUUCAAAAUUUAGGGAAGAAGAUUUCUGAGGAGGAGUACCCGACAUGGGACGGUCGAAUAGAUGAUUUUUCGCAGGACGAAUUGACUGAGCUCAUUGCUUCACUCGAAUCUAAGAUACAAGUUGCAACCAAGAAGAUUGAUUCUAUGGAAAGAUAUAUGGGGUUUAAUAAGAAACAAAAUCAAUGUUUCGUCCGGGAAGAUACUAAUCAUGAUGAGCAGCCGGCCUAUCAAGUCCCUGCUUUGAUGUCUCCUCCAUCACCUGUGCAUUAUCCAAUGUUGCCAAGUGCAUGGGUAUCAAGAUCAGAAUUGGAGAAGAGCUAA